Molecule: messenger RNA, 3297 nt
Organism: Ornithorhynchus anatinus (platypus)
Lineage: Eukaryota; Metazoa; Chordata; Mammalia; Monotremata; Ornithorhynchidae
Product: AFG3-like protein 1
Exons: 17
Coding region: 1-2385 (794 amino acids)
Biological process (GO): mitochondrial protein processing; protein-containing complex assembly
Cellular component (GO): membrane; m-AAA complex
Molecular function (GO): ATP binding; ATP-dependent peptidase activity; metalloendopeptidase activity
Source: RefSeq, a predicted model, not a curated record
AUGUGGCGGCGGUUGGCGACGACGGCGGCGGCCGGGGGCCCUCGGGCGGCGGCCGGUCUCCCGCCCGCCGGGCUCUGGCGAUGCGGCGGCGGCGGCGGAGGAGCGAGGGCGGCCCUGCAGGACCUGAAGGCCUUGCGGCAGUGUCUUCGGGGGAGCCGCAUCGAGCAGUUGGCCCUUCAGGGUAGGCUGUUGGCAGCUUCCCACCGGCUCGUCUCAAAACCACCUAAAGGGUUUGAGAAGUAUUUUAAGAGGAGUGGAAGAAAUGUGGACCCCGAAGAAUCGACACCCCCAAAUAAAGAUACUGGUGAACCAAAGGAGCCUGAGUCUGGGGGAAAUGGAGGAAGUGGUGGCAAGCGAGGAGGAAAGAAGGAUGACUCUGGGUGGUGGAAGCGGAUGCAGAAGGGAGACUUCCCCUGGGACGACAAGGAUUUCCGUUACCUGAUGGUCAUGGGAGCAGGUUUUGCCUCGGGAUUUCUCUACUUUUAUUUCCGAGAUCCUGGAAGAGAAAUCACCUGGAAGCAUUUUGUCCAGUACUACUUGGCCAGGGGACUGGUGGACCGACUCGAAGUAGUGAACAAGCAAUUUGUGCGUGUGAUCCCUACUCCUGGAGCAUCUUCAGAGAAAUCGGUGUGGUUCAACAUCGGUAGCGUCGAUACGUUUGAGCGAAACCUGGAAACUGCCCAGUGGGAGUUGGGGAUUGAAGCAGCCAAUCAGGUGGCAGUGAUUUAUACUACGGAGAGUGAUGGCUCUUUCAUCAAAAGCUUGGUGCCCACCCUGCUACUGAUUGGGAUUUUCCUGUAUGCUGUGCGGCGAGGCCCCAUGGGAGCCGGCCGCGGAGGGCGAGGAGGCGGCCUCUUCAGCGUUGGCGAGACAACUGCCAAAAUCCUGAAGGAUAACAUUGACGUGCGGUUCAGUGACGUGGCUGGCUGCGAAGAAGCCAAGUUGGAAAUCAUGGAGUUUGUCAACUUCUUGAAAAACCCCAAGCAGUACCAGGAUCUGGGAGCAAAAAUUCCCAAGGGAGCUAUGCUCACAGGUCCACCCGGCACUGGGAAAACCCUCCUUGCCAAAGCUACAGCAGGGGAAGCUAACGUUCCUUUCAUCACCGUGAAUGGAUCCGAAUUCCUGGAGAUGUUCGUAGGAGUCGGGCCUGCCAGAGUUCGGGACAUGUUCGCCAUGGCUCGCAAAAAUGCUCCCUGUAUAUUGUUCAUUGAUGAGAUUGAUGCGAUUGGAAGAAAGCGAGGCCGUGGGAACUUCGGAGGCCAGAGUGAACAGGAAAAUACCUUGAACCAGAUGCUGGUAGAAAUGGACGGGUUCAACUCCAGCACCAACGUGGUAGUGCUCGCCGGUACGAACCGCCCCGACAUUCUCGACCCGGCGCUGAUGAGGCCAGGGCGCUUUGAUCGUCAAAUUUACAUAGGGCCCCCCGAUAUUAAAGGCAGAUCCUCUAUUUUUAAGGUCCACCUUCGUCCACUGAAAUUGGAUGAAAAUCUUGGAAAAGAGGCCCUGGCGAGGAAACUGGCUGCCCUGACUCCGGGAUUCACUGGUGCUGAUAUCUCUAAUGUGUGUAAUGAAGCCGCCCUGAUUGCAGCUCGCCACUUGAAUCCCUCUGUCAAAGAGAAGCACUUUGAGCAAGCCAUCGAGAGAGUCAUCGGAGGCUUGGAGAAGAAGACCCAGGUCCUCCAGCCAAAUGAGAAGGCAACAGUAGCCUAUCACGAAGCUGGCCAUGCCGUAGUGGGCUGGUUCUUGGAGCAUGCCGAUCCUCUGCUGAAGGUGUCCAUCAUCCCCCGAGGAAAGGGGCUCGGGUACGCCCAGUAUCUGCCCAAGGAGCAGUACCUGUACACCCGAGAGCAGCUGUUCGAUCGCAUGUGCAUGAUGCUCGGAGGCAGGGUGGCUGAGCAGCUCUUCUUCGGACGCAUCACCACGGGAGCGCAGGACGACUUGAGGAAGGUCACCCAGAGCGCCUACGCCCAGAUCGUCCAGUUCGGGAUGAGUGACAAGCUGGGCCAGGUCUCGUUCGACUUGCCCCGGCAGGGCGAUACGGUCGUGGAGAAGCCGUACAGCGAGGCCACGGCGCAGCUCAUCGACGAGGAGGUCCGGCUCCUGAUCAACGCGGCCUACGACAGGACCGUGGAACUGCUGACGCGGUGUCGCGACCAAGUGGAAAAGGUUGGGAAACGGCUCUUAGAGAAAGAAGUCCUAGAGAAAGCAGACAUGGUUGAACUCCUGGGCCCCAGGCCCUUUGCGGAAAAAUCCACGUACGAAGAGUUCGUGGAGGGCACGGGGAGCUUGGACGAAGACACCAGCCUCCCCGAGGGGCUAAAGGACUGGAACCGAGAACGGGAAGAAGAGAACAUUGACAAGAGAGUCCAGGAAAGUACUGUGUGACAUCUACCGUGGGGCGUCUCCCCUCGAACCCAAGGAAUUUUAUCUCUUCGCUUCCACCCGUGAGCCAGAGGCCUUUGGAGAACAGAUGCCGGAUUCACUGGAAAUCAAAUUAAACGUGUUCUAAAUACAAACGGGUGUUUGAGAUGGGGGAGGGGAUGUGAGGGGAGUAGUGAAGCAGAGACAGGAAUUCCCUGUUUCUAAAACAUUAGGAAGUUAAUAAUUAGCAAUCAAGUGACUGGGUCAAAGCAGAAAAUAAUCGGCAGACUAACUUUCUUCAAUUCUCAGUUCCUGUUUUAAGGAAAGGAGAGAGUUACGGAAUGGUAGGAUGGAGAGGCACCGAGUGAAAGGAAGAAUUUGAAUUUAGAUAAGAAUCGACGCUUUUUUGGUUUUGAAGACAGAAUUCCAUUUAGAAAAGCCACCAUUGAUUGCUUUUCAGCCUCCCCGUGAACAUGAAAAUAGGAUUAAGAACAGAAUACGGUUCCACCUGGAGAAGUCUCAUGUGCUGGAAUCCAUCUGGACUGUGAGGAAAAAGAGACUUCGCUAGCACUUUGUAAGAGUCGCCGAAAAUGGAGGUUAAAUCGAAGCACAGAUAAGUGAUCUGGGAAGCUGUACUCUGCUGGUCUUGAUAAGACCUAUUCAUCUGUCCCAUGUUCCUCCCUCCCUCCUCAGUGUCCCCACCUGUCUGAGUAUGAGGCUUGGUAGAAAACUCACAUGAUAUGAUUACUAAAUCUCAGCUAUUGGACAUCCUUAAAGUACAAACACCCCUGACAGAGAGGAGUUUUACUGUGGGGAGGAACAUAGUGAGAAUGAAGAAAAGAAAAUUUAAAAGAUUUUGGUAAGCCUAUCGUCAUAAUAAAGUGAAAGCCCCACAAACAGGAAAGGCUGAGAGAUGAACUAGAAGAACGAAUGGAA